CUUGAAUGGGUAAAUAUAGUCCGACAGCUCUUUCAAAUCAUCGGUUUGUCCGCCGAUCCAUCCAUCCAUCGACCAUCAGUCCACACUAUGCCAUCUCACGUGUGCAGACAUUUAUCCCUUUUCCACCGGCCAGCCGUGUAUCAACACCCUCAACCCCCCCACACACACCCGUCUCGUUCUAAUUAGGUAGCUACUUCGGCACACCGGCCAUCCCCCUGUCAGUCAGUCUGUGUGUGCAUGUGUGUGAGGUGUGUCCGUGAUAUGCCGGUCAGCCAGAACACACAGAGAGAGUGUCAUCGGGGCGAGGCAGGCGUCACACGUACACCAUAGCGGAUGGAUGGGUGUAUCAGGCAGACACGGAUCUUAUCUACGUCCACCGGUGGGGAGAGAAGCCUGGCCCUUACUUAUCUCUCUCUCUCUCUCUGUGUGUGUGUGUCUGUGUGGGUGUGUGGGUGCCUCCCUGCUGCUCUGUACAAGUGUGCGCUUUGUCGUCCAGAAAAGCAAAGGGGCCAAAACAGUCGCACAGGUGAGAAAAGGACACACAGAAACAGACGCUGUGUGCGUGUGUGUGGUAGAAAUGGAAAAGUAAGGCGAAAAACGAUGAGGUCAUGGCUUAAUCAUCCGAUCAUCAAUACAAUACAAUACAGCCCCCCUCCCCUUUCCUCCCAUGAAUGGAAUGGAUUGCACUGCUUGGAAAUCCCCCUAGCUGCUUGCCCACGCUAUCUUAAAAUUCAUCACUGCCGCGUGAGAGGAUACCUCUCGAUGCACUUCCAGCCCUGAAUGUCAGCGCCCGUCUCAUAGAGAGCUAUCGCGGCAACGCCGAACUUACUUCCCCGCACCUCCUCACUGAGGCUGGCGCUCAGCUUGGCCUUUUUGUCGUUCGAGAGGUUGCCAUAGACGAGCGACACAUGGGGCAUGAACCCACUAUUCGGCCCUCGGAACUCCUGGCCCUCGUCAACGUACAAGAGCUGCAUCAAGCCAUCCAUCAUUGGACGGAAAUAUAUAGUUAACAAACAGGCAGAUGCGCCUCACGUAGUACGUACCUUCUUGGCGUUGUCGUGCAAGUCGUCGAGCUCUGGGGUCUUGUUGAUUAGAGCAUAGACGCACUGCCAGAACACGUCACCGUAAUCGACAUCGGUGACGGUGAGCGUCAGGGGCCCCGAUAUUGAGGCCGCCAGCUGAGUGCACUUGUCCUGCAUGGCCUCCAACGAAAGAUGCGUGAUGUGGCCGAUCUGAAUGAAUGACACACAGGGAGGAGAGGAAGUAAUCGAUCACUGAAGGCAGUCACAUAGAUGUACACACGCAUGACCGACCAGUGUGACGUGUGGUAGGAACGCAGGUGUGCCCAAUUCGCUUGCGUGCCGGUUAAUGAUAUCACCAAAAGGCUUCUGGGGCGCCUACAAUCAACCCAUCAACACAUGUAUGUGGCGGUUGGUAUAAUUAAUCAAUCUGAUUCAGUGCAUGCAAUGCAAUGCCAUCGCACUGCACCGCAUAUAUAGUAUAGACAAUGAAUGCUCGCUCGCCUUACCUCAAGAAAGAGGCUGAACACCUUCUUCUCGGCUGCGGGCGGAAAUAAAGAUAACAAAUGAGCUACAGCCAGCCUGACACUGUGUGUGAAGUCUCUGUACGGGAUUGCGUCUUCAUCCUUGAUAGCACGGUCUUGGUUGUCUUGUCGAUGAUGGCCAUGCCCUCGGCCCUCAGCGCCUUGGCAGCGAGUCGUAAGGUGUUGGCCGUGGCGUCGAGCUUCUUGGCCGACUGGAGGAUGGCCUUGCCGGUCUGAAUCUGCUGCUGCAGCAUCGACAACUCAACGCCUGCACACACAAACACACACACACACACGGCUGCAUCAGAUAGAUCUGUUUCCAUGUGGGGAUGCAUAGCCGCACGGCGCUUAUUCUCGAGGGAGUGGGUCUCCUGAGUGCGGCCGACAAAUGACGAAGCUGCAGCCAGCAACAGGUAGGACAGCCACAUCACAUACUUAUAUGGGCAGAUCUGCCACCGGGUUCGGUGCGGGUGUGUCCCCUGGGGCUUACGUCGGUCAUAGUUGCGCUGAGCCGCCAGCAGCGGCUGCACAAUGGCCGCCAGGCCGACCACCACGACGAUACCGAAGCCGAAACGCAUCAUGGCGGCUCGACUAAAAGCUCCACAGACGGACGGACGGACGGACGGAAUGAAUGAACCAACGAAGAUGCGUGACAGUUUAAGGGCCGCGUGGCCUGUGUAAACGCCCCCCUUCCCGAUGCGUUGUGGCGCGCGGGAGUGUGCAAGACAGGUGCUGAGCCCGGGGCGGAGGCUCCCGCUCAAGAAACAGAGGCCCCCGCCGGUCGGUUGAUGCAGAGGCCAGUGGCGCGAUGCGUAUAAGGACCUGCUGAAGGCUAGAGUGAGAGGGCCGGCCAGACGAGGAG
Molecule: messenger RNA, 2405 nt
Organism: Vitrella brassicaformis
Lineage: Eukaryota; Vitrellaceae
Source: the annotation of a GenBank genome assembly